Molecule: messenger RNA, 4924 nt
Organism: Rhagoletis pomonella (apple maggot)
Lineage: Eukaryota; Metazoa; Arthropoda; Insecta; Diptera; Tephritidae
Gene: bi
Product: optomotor-blind protein
Exons: 8
Coding region: 1733-4600 (955 amino acids)
Biological process (GO): positive regulation of DNA-templated transcription; cell fate specification; regulation of transcription by RNA polymerase II
Cellular component (GO): nucleus
Molecular function (GO): RNA polymerase II cis-regulatory region sequence-specific DNA binding; DNA-binding transcription factor activity, RNA polymerase II-specific
Source: RefSeq, a predicted model, not a curated record
AACUAUCACAAAUUUUGCUUUAAGGUUUCUUAACUGAUGUGAGAGGUGAAGCUAUGGGCUACAGCGCAGGAAAUUAAAGUUAAACCCCAGAUUUGAGAGCAAAUGAAAAAGGUUUAAAUUUAGGCUAAUGGCUUAUAUAAAAAAAUUUCAAACUAUGCUGAAACUCAAAUAUACAACCGCAGAUAUACAUUAAGAACUCUGCAAGUGCGCUAACAACUAGAAAUCCUUAAAUACAGAGAGAGCUUAUUUAGUGCGAUAUACUCAACUUAUGAAAAGUUUCCAACAAUUAAGUUAAUUGUAUGAAUAAAUGGAAAUAAAUUAAACCGAAUAUACGUAUGCAUAAAGAAGAAAUUAAAUAAUGAAGUGCUUUAAACAGUGUGCAAAAACAACAACAUAAAACCAAUAAUUACAUAUAAAGUGCCAAAAAUGAGACACAAGAAAAACGAAGCAAAACUUGUAUAAAACUGCUGAUUCUCAACGAGCGUCUAUUGUAUAUAAAGAAAGGCAAAAUUAUUGGAGCUGCAAGGGGAACGGACUGAAAGUUCACGGCGUGGCAGAAAAAUUAGCAACGCUUAAAAAAAAGUGAAUUAUGCACCGCAAGUGAAUAGCAAAUGCCUAAACUAACUGAAAACUUUCAAAUAGCGAAGAAAUUGAAAAAAAAAAUAUAUAUAUGUACAUAUUUUUGUGUUAUCUAAUAUUAAAAAUUUUUUAGUGGAAAAGUGCAAUUUGUAUAUGCAAACUAACGCGCAAAGUAAUGAAAAGUGCAAGUAAGGCAAACAAAUUUGGAUAAAAACAAAAAAAUUAAAUUUUACUGGGUAAAAAAAUUUCCAAAUACGAAAAAUGGCGUACUAGCUGAGCAAAAAAGUAUACCAGCAGCAAAAGGAAAUCGAAGAAAUGGAAAAAACUAAUUUCUGCGUUUACAAAACGGCAUAACUGUGCAAAAAUAUUUUGCUUUAAACAAAAAACUUAGGUUAAUUAAGGUAAACAACAUAACGGAGCCAAAAAAGUGUUUGUGAAAAAACAUAAAAUUAAAUCUGAGUGCAGCAAAAAGCAAUAAAAUGCUGAACCUAUUUUUUAAAACAAAAAAACCUAAUUUUAGUAGAGUAAAAGUGCGGCAAAGUGAGCGUAAAGAGCAUUAGAACAACAAUAACAAUUCAAAACAGCUGUUACAACAACAAAAUUGUGUAAAAAAUCAAAAGCAAGUAUGUAAAUAAACGAAAGUAUGUAAAUAAAAUUAAUAAGAAUUUGGAAAAAUUUAUAAAAAUUAUAAUUCAACCACAAACAGCUGCAAAAACUCACUUUAGUUGCCGCAGAAUUGCCGUUUACAUUUGUGCAACAAAGAUUUUCCAAAAGAAGUGUAAAAUUUAAAAAGAAAUCUUUUUUUUUUUAAGCAGCAGCAGGGAGCACGCGUCAGGCUAGCGCUAAAAAGAAGUGAAGCAAACAAGCGGAAGCAGGCGCUGAAAGUAAAAAUAUAGAAAUUCUUAAAGCUAAGUAAAUUUUUUGAAAAGCGCUUGAGCGGCUUUGCAGUCGAGCAGUAGAAACGCGCGGCCUAGAGCAACAUUCCGAGGGCUCUGAUUUUGAUUUAAGAAGGAGAACAAAUUUUUGUGGUCUAAGGUGGCACUGAAAGUUUGCGCCCUCCUGCUCCAAGCUGCUCCGUGAAUUUGCUAGUGCGGCGCGCCUAAUUUUGUUUUAGCGCUUUUUGCCUACGCUGUUGCUAGAAACGUGUAAUGUAAUGAGAUACGACGUUCAAGAGUUGCUUCAUCAGUCUGCUGAGGAUCCAUUCGCUCGAUUCGCAAAUGGGAUGGCAUAUCAUCCAUUUCUGCAGCUCUCCCGACCCACUGACUUCAGCGUGUCGUCGCUGUUGACGGCCGGCACGCAACAAGCACAACAGGCUAGCACCGCUACCGCUACCGCCGCCGCUGCAGCAGCCGCAGCCGCAGCAGCCGCCGCGGCAGCUGGUGAUUUGAGCAUUGGUGGCGGAGGUGGCAACGCGAAUACCGUAUUGAGUGCGGCUACCUCACCCGCACAGCCACAUCAAGCGCAUCAGCAACAGCAACCGCCAAAUACACCCACAAGCGCUGCGGCAUUAUUGCAACAACAGCAAUUGCAAUUGCAACAGCAGCAGCAUCAUCAGCAACAACAGUUACUUUGCGGUGCUGGUCAAGCCUCACCGGUUGGUGGUCAACAGCCGCCACUGCUAUCGCCUGGCAGCAAUAAUAAUAACAACAAUAGUAGUAGCAAUAGUAUCGGCAGCAAGUCGAGUAGCAAUAGUAACAACAAUAACCGCCACACGCCCACCAACACCUCCAACACAAAUAACAACAACAACGAUCCUCAGAGCAGCAACAAUAAUUUGUCGUCGCACGCGCACGCGCACGCGCAUCCACAGCCACAGCAACAGCAACAACAACAGUCACUAGCUCAUCCAGCGUCACAUUUAACCUCGCCACAUUUGUCGCCGCAUCAGCAGGCGCCACCACCGCCACUGCCGCACGCGACGCAUCCGCACGCCCAUCCCGCACAACCGCCAGCGCCGCACCAGCAUCCGCAUCACUCGCCGGUGCCGGGCCAUCACGCUUUGGGACCACACCUGCCGCAACAGCCGUACUUUCCAGCGGCCGCGUUAGCAGCGCUCGCCGGCAGUCCAGCGGGUCCACAUCACGGUCUCUAUCCCGCCGGUCUGCGUUUCCCGCCACAUCAUCCGCACGCCCAUCAUCCGUUGGGCACACCCUACACCACCGCCGAGGACGUGGUGCUCGCAUCGGCUGUGGCGCAUCAGUUGCAUCCGGCGAUGAGACCGUUGCGUGCGCUACAACCGGAGGACGAUGGCGUCGUCGACGAUCCGAAAGUGACGCUGGAGGGCAAGGAUCUGUGGGAAAAGUUUCACAAGCUGGGCACGGAAAUGGUGAUCACCAAGAGUGGACGGCAAAUGUUUCCUCAAAUGAAAUUUCGCGUAUCGGGCCUGGACGCCAAGGCGAAAUAUAUUUUGCUCUUGGACAUAGUCGCUGCGGACGAUUACCGUUACAAGUUUCAUAAUAGCCGUUGGAUGAUCGCCGGCAAAGCGGAUCCAGAAAUGCCAAAACGCAUGUACAUCCACCCCGAUUCGCCAACAACCGGCGAACAGUGGAUGCAGAAGGUCGUCUCAUUUCACAAAUUAAAAUUGACCAACAAUAUUAGUGAUAAACAUGGAUUUGUAAGUACUACGAUACUCAAUUCAAUGCAUAAAUACCAGCCACGUUUCCAUUUGGUGCGAGCCAAUGAUAUACUCAAGCUGCCGUAUUCGACAUUUCGGACGUAUGUUUUCAAGGAGACCGAAUUUAUAGCCGUUACAGCAUAUCAAAAUGAGAAGAUUACUCAAUUAAAAAUCGAUAACAAUCCCUUUGCGAAGGGCUUUCGUGAUACCGGCGCUGGCAAGCGGGAAAAGAAUUGUUACAGGCAGGCGCUCAUGUCGAAUCGCGGGUCCGAUUCGGACAAACUAAAUCCAACACAUGUUAGCAGUUCACGUGCGCCGCUGCAUUUGGGCCAUACCGGGCGACCACCGCAUCAUCUGCAUUCGCAUGCGGCGCUACACGACAAUCAGGCGGACGACGAGGAUAAGCUAUUGGACGUGGUCGGACCGCCGCAGAGUCCACUAUUGCCUUUGAGUCAUUCGUUGCAGCAGAUGCAUGCGCAUCAGCAAUCCGCCCUUGCAGCCUGGUUCAACCACUUGGCCGGUGCCGGCGAUCAUGCGAACGAAGAAGCUCUACGUCGUCGCCUACAAUCGGACGAUAUCGAACGUGAUGGCAGCGAUUCCAGCUGUUCGGAGAGUGUGGGCGGCAGCACGGGUGGCGCCUUUCGACCCACCUCCUCGGGCAGUCCGAAAGAGAGUGCCGCUGGCGGCUUGAAUGCUGCUGGCGCCUACCCAUCACCGAACAUCUCAGUGGGCCCACCGAUACACCCGUCGCCGCACUUAUUGCCUUACCUCUAUCCGCAUGGCCUCUACCCGCCACCACAUCUUGGUCUGCUGCAUAAUCCGGCAGCUGCGGCGGCCGCCAUGAAUCCGGCCAGCCUCAAUCCGGGCUUGCUGUUCAAUGCGCAACUGGCGCUCGCCGCUCAACAUCCCGCCUUAUUUGGACACUACUCAGGACACACGCCUGUCUCGCCGCUGCAGGGACUCAAGGGACAUCGCUUUUCACCGUACAGCCUGCCUGGCAGUUUGGGUUCUGCAUUCGAUGCUGUUACGCCUGGUUCGAAUGCGAAUCGUGGCGGACCGCCGGGUGCGGGUGAUGCCUCAGCGCUGGGGCCUGGCAGCAGCGGACCCGGUAGUAGUGUAGAAAAUGGACCACGCAGUCUAAGCUCCAGUCCACGACCACGUGCCUCAUCCAAUUCGCCACCAACGCGACCCAUUUCCAUGUCGCCGACGACGCCACCAUCGCUGUUGAAGCGUCAAAAUUCACCCUCAGAGCUGAAGAGUAUCGAGAAAAUGGUCAAUGGACUGGAAGUGCAACAUAAUGGCAGCGGUGGUGGUGCUGGCGUGGGCAUGGGCAUUGGCAUUGGUGCGCUGGUGAGUGGCGCCUUGGAGGAGCUGCAACGCAAGACGCCAACACAAGUGGAUCAGUGACAUUUGUUUGAUCGAGACGAUAACGACCGUUCGUCCGUCAUCGAUCUCGACGAUGUGUGACCGCAAGAGCAGGUUUUCCUGUUACUUUAGUGGGCUCGCUGCACUGGUGGAGCCUAUGCGGUGAUUAACGCGGCGAUGAAGAAGCUAAGAAAUAUGGGCAGCUAUUACGUAUGUCAAUUGCUUGUGGUGUAACACAGCUACGAACUACUAGCACUGCUGGAGGCAGACAGAGCAUGGCUCAACGCCAGCGCACAUUGUCUUGUCGUGUAUAUACAAAAAAGUACACAGCUAGUUUAAGUAGUAUGUUAAAUAUGCUUAAAUGGA